Linum tenue is the source of this 799-nucleotide messenger RNA. Lineage: Eukaryota; Viridiplantae; Streptophyta; Magnoliopsida; Malpighiales; Linaceae. The record is from the annotation of a GenBank genome assembly.
AUGAAACGUGAACUGAAAAUGGCAGCUCAAGGAUUCCAUAGCUUCUCCCUCCUUAAGCUGAAAAUGGGGGACCUUGUUUGGAGGGAAAUUGGGGGGACAGUGACUCGUGGAUGCUGGCAUGUGCAAAUGGGAGACAUGGGCGGCAAGUACCAGUUGGAUUCUGUUUUUUUUUCUUUCUUUCUUUUUCUUCUUUCUUUAUUCCCCUUUUUUAGCGCCUUACUAUUUCAUGAGUGUCAUUCUGGUGCCAAAUUCAUUGCUGGCUGGCUGUAGUUAACAUGGGAGGAGAAGAAGAAGAGGCACUGGAGAGACACGUGAUUCAAUCCAGGCUUCAAUCCUUGGUCGUCUCAACACUGUUCAUUUCCUUCAGUGCCCCAAAAGACGCCAUCAAAUUCAAGGCGCCAUCGCUCUCCUGGGUCAUGAUGCUAAUUGGUGCCAAUAAUCGAGAGCCCCUUAUCUGCUGACGACGCAGCAACGAAAAGGUGAAAUCUGUGUUGCCCUUAUCUUAAACAGAAGAAAUAAUUGAAGUUUGAAGUAGCAACAACGAGGGGGAGGCGAUGAAUUGUGGAAAGACAGUAGGGUGACAGACAGUUCAACAUUUUUGGCGACGACGGGGAAUGAAUAUUGGCUGGGCCGGCUUCUCUUAUUUAUUGCGUCAUGGUGGGCUCUUCCGCCGGCUGGAUUUGAUGGAGACGGUAUUCCAAGGUUAGAUCGACUCCACCCUAUGAUUGUCCUGUCUUAUACUUUUUUAGGAUUGUAAAAUCAUACCAUAGGUUGUAUCGGAAGAAAAUAGUUUUGAUGC